Molecule: messenger RNA, 2008 nt
Organism: Cygnus atratus (black swan)
Lineage: Eukaryota; Metazoa; Chordata; Aves; Anseriformes; Anatidae
Gene: PMF1
Product: polyamine modulated factor 1
Exons: 5
Coding region: 36-638 (200 amino acids)
Biological process (GO): chromosome segregation
Cellular component (GO): MIS12/MIND type complex
Source: RefSeq, a predicted model, not a curated record
UGGCGGCGGGGCCCCGGGGCGGUGGCGGCGGCAAAAUGGCGGCGGCAGCGGCUGAGGCGGGAAGCGGCGGAGCUGAGGGGACCGCGGCGGGCGGCGAUGGCGGCCCCGGGGGGCUCGGCCGCGGGCAGCUCUUCGCAGCCGUGGUGGACGCCUUCAUGGAGAAGCUGGUGGCGGCGGGGAGCUACCAGAGGUUCGCGAACUGCUACCACCGCUUCUACAGGCUGCAGCCCGAGAUGACCAGGAGCAUUUACGAUCAGUUUAUAUCCCAGCUGCAGGCUUCCAUCAAGGAGGAGAUCCAGGAGGUGAAGAGAGAAGGGAACCUGGAGGAGCUCUUUAACUUGCUGGAUAAGAUCGUGGAGGAGGCGAAGGACCAGGAAGAGCCUGCAUGGCGUCCCAGUGGGAUCCCAGAAGAAGACAUUCGCAGCGCCGUGGUGCCCUACCUCCUGAAGCACAAGUCAUACCUGCAGAAAGUUCUGAAGGAGAAGGAGGAAGAAAACAGGAAGCUGGCAGAGUCUGUGCUCGCGGGGAGGGAUCAGAUUGCUAAGCUGCAGCAGCUGAUAGACACUCGCAGACAAGCCUGGCAGGCAAUUAGUAAGGAGCAACGAGAACUCAUCAUGACCUUCAAGGAGCCCCAGUGAGGAGGCAGAGAGAUUCUGCGCCUUUCACAUAGGAAUUUUAUCUUCAUCUCUGAAGCACUGACGAUGCCUCGGGAAGUGGGACACCGCGUGUGGCACGUACAAACCAUGCAAACUUGAGUUCAUCUUGUCCGCCUGAAAGAAACUUGCAGGAGAACCAGAAAGUUGCCAGACUUGCACGAUUUGGUCAAAGUUUGUGAAGAACUAUGAAAGCGCGUCAGGAUGUUUGGAAACAGAUGACAAAUGUGUAUCCCCCCACUCAGUUCAACAGGGCGAAUCCCACAGGUCUGAUAGCCAGAGCACAUCUGUACAUUCACACACUUCUUUAGAUCUCACACGCUUUCUUAGCACCAUGACAAGUGUGAUUCUGGCAUGCUAAAGCCAAAUUGGAGACCUCAAAGGCAUUUUAGGUGCAUAUUAGAGAAAAAUCGGUGCCUUAUACAUAAAAAAAAAAAGCACGGAGGCUGGUUGUGCCGCGCUCAGGAGUGAGGAGCCCACAUCAGACUCGUGUGCCUUGCUUUCGUAGGUGUUCAUGUCCAGUUCCCAUUUCUUCAACUGUCUGCCCGUGAGCCGUGUGAAAAGAUGUUAGCAUCUGCCUUAUCACAUCAGGCUCCUCAUUGCCAUAUAUUCUUUUUUUCCCAGCUAUUUUCCAGCCCUGCUCCACUACCCGCAGACGAGCAAAGUACACGUGGAGGGCACUUCUUGAGAACCACAGUGCAAAGGACCCGGGGACCUGUCCCUUGUUCAUGUGGAGCUGAGCAGGGCUUAGCGUGGCCCUGCCGUGGCUUUGUGGGCUUGUGUAAAGGGACUUAAUAUUUUCCUGAGAAACCUCCUUGUCGAUUUUUUGCAUCUGUAAGCCGUGGGUGGGUUUGGUUAUACCCCCCAGAGCAGUUCUUCACUGUCCCUUCUGAAAUUUGCCAGCCAUGGAAGCAGGCACUUAACUGGAGCCUGCCUGCAAGGGCCGUACUGAAACCCUGCAAGUGAGGCUGCUCUUCAAAGUGAGGAGAAGGUCCUUCGUCCGGGCUGGGAAGGUAACGAGGAGUCUUAGUGGGCCUGGCAGGGAUCAGUCACAAGCGUUUCCAGCAGAUGCCAGAUCUGCCAAAGGCAGCAGGUCCUCUACCUGUCCGGUCACCUGUCAUCCCCCGGCCUGCAUUGCACUUCAGCUAUCGGUGAAAGCUGUCUGGUGUGGUGUUGAACUAGGAAUUCUGAGAACAAAGGUAGCAAUUUCCACCAAGCACAAGCCUCUGUUUUCAAUUAGAGGCACUUACAGCCUGUGAUUGACUGACUUAGGCAUAUUUUCCUUUUGUCAUAAACAAGCCUUGCCUUGCUGCAUUAUAAUCUAAAUAAAUUGGGGCUGUUGCUUUUCCCCCCCG